This is a messenger RNA of Psylliodes chrysocephalus, 1294 nucleotides long. NCBI's taxonomy places the organism in Eukaryota, Metazoa, Arthropoda, Insecta, Coleoptera, Chrysomelidae. The record is from the annotation of a GenBank genome assembly.
AAAAAAAGAAGAAAAUUGACAUUAUUAAAUAUUUUGAUUGACGUUUGACAUUAAUAAAUAUUUUGGUUUUUUGUUUUGGCAGUUUUUGCUUUUUGCAUAAUUCAUGAUAGUAAAUUUAUGUAGGUACUAGAUAUUUUAGCAAUAAUGAAUCAAGAGGAGAAAAUGAUUGAAGAUAAUAAUAUGACCCUCGGUCAACCAUUAAGCGAUUUUCUUUUACAGUUGGAAGAUUACACACCUACAAUUCCAGAUGCUGUAACUAGUUACUACCUGAGAAGUUCAGGCUUAGAACCGAAAGAUCCUAGGCUUGUUCGGCUAAUAUCAAUUGCAGCUCAAAAAUUCAUAUCGGAUAUUGCUAAUGAUGCACUGCAGCAUUGUAAAAUGAGGUCUACAAACUCCUCGAGCCACAGCGGUUCUAAGGUAAAAGUAAAAAAGGAGUCAUUGUCCAGUCAAAUUAGUCUUUUUGCUCUUUUCGCUUAUGAAGAAACUAAGCAUAAUAUGUUUUUUAAUUUUUUUACACACUUUUGUACCAUUUAUAUUUCACUAGUAGUGUGUACACCAUUCUGUCUACUUAUUUCUUAAAAAUAUUAGUAUCAUCAUUUAAUUAAUAAUAAUAAUAACACAAUUAUUUUUUUUAAAUGAAAAUAUUUCACAAAUUAUCUCAAACCGAAGCUCAUAAAUGCUGCUACUUACACUGUUGCCAAGUCACACAAUUAAUUUAUUUAGAAUCAAAAGUAUAGCAAUUCAUUUCUAAUAAUUUUUCUUGCCCUAAAAAUAAACUAUUGACAUUGUUUUAAUGUUUUACCCACCCAUCACUCCUAUCCACUCCCUUUCCCAUAAAAUUAAUGGAAAUAAUGGCAUAUUUUUAUUAAAAAAUAUAUAUUUGUGUCAUUAUUCAUUUGCACAAGAUAUGGAACAUAGUUUUUUGUUCACAAUAGCAAUAUUGACAAGUAUCAAGUAUCUAUGCUUAGGUUUUGCAUAAUCGAAAAGAGCUGAAACUAGACGUCUAUGAAAACAUUCUAUUGACAUAAUUGAAUAAGAGAAAACUAAAUAAAUUAUAAUUACUUCAAUUUGACACAUAAGCACACCCUUAAAUGGCAGUAAUUAUUCAAUUAUUAUCUAUAUAGACUAUACCAUAAUACCUAGCUAUUCUUAUAUCACAGCCAUCUAUAUCAUUUAUAAGAAAAAUUGGAAAUUCAGUAGAACCUUGAUUAUACAGCCCAGCCGGGCCCCAGCUUUUGCCAAAUAAUCCAAAAACCUCAUUUUAAAUUUUUUAAUAAUUUAUUUAGACAAAGGA